Trypanosoma brucei brucei TREU927 is the source of this 1431-nucleotide messenger RNA. RefSeq names its product variant surface glycoprotein. Gene Ontology annotation, biological process: symbiont-mediated evasion of host immune response. Lineage: Eukaryota; Euglenozoa; Kinetoplastea; Trypanosomatida; Trypanosomatidae. The record is from RefSeq and is a predicted model, not a curated record. The transcript has a single exon. The coding region runs from base 1 to 1431 and encodes 476 amino acids.
AUGGAGCUAACAAAAAUUGUGGAAGCGCUAGCUGUACUGCUAAUAAUUGAAAGCAGCCGCGCUUCGGUCCACAGAACGGAUUCAACAGCAGCCAACGCCUGCCAAGCGGCAGACGACUUUGCGGCCAUAACUCGAGCAAUCAACAGGCAGGUCGCGGAGCUUCAAAACAAAAUUGACGAGGGACAUAGGACGCUACUAAAACUCACUGUAGCAGCAGUCGCUCAAUCCAGCAGGAAAGAACCAGCAGCAGCACUACUGCUAGCAGAAAGCGGCUCGAGGCUGCAAGCCGCGACCAUGCAACUAAGUAACAUCAAAGACCGAGCAGCAACGAUCGCAAACAAUAUAGCCAAGCUCGGAGGACUGCAAGAAGCGGUGGCCGAAUUGCUCAACGCCAAAAUUCCAGCAAAGGCACCUGCUGCAGUAGCUGCUGGCGCCGCAUUCGGGGUGGACGGCUUUGCAAUCCAGUUAGCAGGUGUCGGCGGCAAACAAUCAAUUUGCAACGAGCAUGAGAAACAGGCCCCCAGGAACAAGGAGGCUAAAGUCAAAGUGAAGAAUGCCUACCCAAUAACUUUUUACCAUGCUACUAAAGCCGACAAAACUUCAGGAACGAACGGCAACGGGCCAAGGGCGUGCGUCCGGGCCGACACGCUCACUACUGCCUGCGCGACCUCAAGCAGCGACCAAACGAACUUCCUAAUAACAGGUGGGCCGGUUACGAAGGCAGUACAGACACAAUACACCGCUACCCAAGAAGCCGCAACAAAGUACACUGCGCAAGCGAAGCAAACAACAGAGCAGUUUCCACCGCAGAACACAGUCGAAGCGCUUCUCAACGGUCUAAUCGAACUAGAAGCAGACCUAAACAAACUGAACUUUCAAACGUCAUCGCUUCUGCCGACGGAAACAAUAAAUGGUGAAGAAACGAAGCAGGCACUUUUACAAAUUUUAAAACCGGGUAUGGCGCGGGAAAAAGUGUCAGACCACGAAAAGCAGAUAGAAGAGCUUAAAAAGAAGCUAUUAAAGUCAGACAAAACGGAUGCAGGCACCAAAUUAUGGCAAGAGAUCGGCAAAACAACUUCGCCUGCAGUAGUAGCACAAAGCACCAAAGCCGAAGAAAUAAGUGGCAUAGAAGAUCUUGGAAAAUUAGCUGCGACACUGGGUCAUUAUCUUGUACAGGAGACUACGAAACCAUCUUCAAAAGAACAAUGCAAUUUCAACAAAGAGGAAACAGGCUGCGAUGGUAAAGAACAGGAUAAAUGCAACGGAAAAUGCGAAUGGAAAGAAAUAAAUGGAAAAGGUGAGUGCAAAUCCAAAACUGGAGAAGAGGGUGUGAAAGCAGAGAAUGAAGGAAAAACAACCACAAACACCACAGGGAGAAAUUCAUUUGCCAUUAAGAAGACCCCUCUUUUGCUUGCAUUUUUGCUUUCCUAA